AUGGAACUGUUUACCCUGUGUAACCUGCAUGUUCUGCUGCAGCUGGAGCUGCGAGGGGUUUUGCUGGAGGAAGGAACGGAUGCCGCCGCGGACCCCGCGUUUCUCCUAGAGGUCCUGGAGAUCAAUGAGAGCCUCGCAGAGACGCGGAGCCAAGAUGAGGUCAGCACUAUCGGGCGGUCUGUGCGAGAGAAACUGAAAGACUUGACUGAACGGAUGAAUUCAUCUCUGAUUAAAGGGGAUCUGCUGACCGCCAAAGAGCUCCUGGCCCAAAUGAAGUACUUCACAAAUAUAGAGGAGAAGCGUCAGGGAGACAGGAUCAAGGUGUGUGCAUGCUGGAGCUGAAAAUGCCUCCGCUGAGCUGUAGGGGGAAGCAUGUCACCUCACUAUGGAGACUGUAGAAAACCCCUCAACGGCUGUAAGUCGUGUUUAUGAAAUGCUUGUUAUAUAUUCUUAUGUAUGAAGAGCAUCAUUUGGGUAGAUCUUAAAUU
This is a messenger RNA of Sinocyclocheilus rhinocerous, 488 nucleotides long. RefSeq names its product iron-sulfur cluster co-chaperone protein HscB, mitochondrial-like. The coding region runs from base 1 to 342 and encodes 113 amino acids. Gene Ontology annotation, biological process: protein complex oligomerization; [2Fe-2S] cluster assembly. The transcript is spliced from 5 exons. Lineage: Eukaryota; Metazoa; Chordata; Actinopteri; Cypriniformes; Cyprinidae. Gene Ontology annotation, molecular function: ATPase activator activity; protein-folding chaperone binding. Gene Ontology annotation, cellular component: mitochondrion. The record is from RefSeq and is a predicted model, not a curated record.